Messenger RNA from Varroa destructor (honeybee mite), 2103 nucleotides. RefSeq names its product heterogeneous nuclear ribonucleoprotein glorund (gene glo). The record is from RefSeq and is a predicted model, not a curated record. Gene Ontology annotation, molecular function: RNA binding. Lineage: Eukaryota; Metazoa; Arthropoda; Arachnida; Mesostigmata; Varroidae.
UGAGUGACCACCGUUUUAGCACCUAUCGACGCUACCUUUCUGAUUUCCUCGGCCUCCGCCCUUCUGUAAGCCGGUUUUCGGGUUCUGCAUAUAUGAUCUGGAUGGUCGGAGUUCUGCUGGCCGGAUCUCCUGCUAAACAACUGCGAAGCUUCUAUUUACAGUGACCUCCACAUUUACGUAUUUUGAGACGGAGAUACGGCCGGAAAAAUCUGCUUAAAAUGUCUGAGACCGGCGAGAAUUUGGAUACGAUUGUGCGUCUUCGGGGUAUGCCAUGGAGCGCUACUGUUGACGAAGUAAUCAACUUUCUUGGCUGCGAUGUAAACGUUUCGGGUGGGAAGGAGGGUGUUCACUUUACAUACACUCGUGAUGGUCGGGCGUCCGGUGAAGCUUACGUGGAACUCGUUGCCGAGGAAGAUGUUGAGAAUGCACUCAAGAAAAGUAACGAAAAUAUGGGCAGCCGGUACAUUGAGGUGUUUCGCGCGAAGCGUGCCGAAAUGGACUGGUGUGUUAAGAAAAAUUCGUCGAAUGCGCUUGAUGAGGGUAUAGUGCGCCUCCGCGGCAUUCCGUUCGGCUGUUCAAAAGAAGAAAUCGCUAAUUUCUUCUCUGGGUUGGAAAUAGUGGCGAAUGGUAUAGUCAUUCCGGUGGAUUUCAAUGGGAGGACAGCGGGCGAUGCAUACGUUCAGUUCGCAACGAAGGAGGCAGCCGAGAAGGCUCUCGAAAAGCACAAAGAGCGUAUCGGGCACAGGUAUAUCGAGAUUUUUAAAUCCAGUCUGAGUGAGAUGGAGAGCUCUUUGAAUGCCUCAAUGCGACCCUUUACACAAGGUUUCGGCGGGCGUAAUUUUGGUGGCCCGGCUCCUCGUGGCGGACGACCAGGUCCCUACGAUCGCAUGAUGGGCAGAGGACCCCCACCGCCGCGACCUCGUGAUGAUGGCUAUGGAGGAGCAGGUUACGACGAUUACGGAUACGGAGGCGGACGCAGUCGGGGAGGGAAGUCCGGCUCGGCGUUUGGUGCUGGCGGCCACACUCAUGGUCACGGUCAUUUGGUGCACAUGCGUGGCAUCCCCUACAAAGCAACAGAAGCGGAUGUCUACGAUUUUUUCUCACCGCUUCGCCCCAUCAGCAUUCAAUUUGUGUAUGAGGUUGGAGGUCGACCCUCGGGCGAAUGCGAUGUCGAGUUCGCUACACAUAGAGAUGCGACUGACGCUAUGGUCAAAAAUAAUGCGCACAUGGGCACACGCUACGUUGAGUUGUUCCUCAAGAGCAGUCCCUCGGUGGGCAAUAAGGGACACCAUGGAAAUGGACAAGGACAUCAUGGCGGUUAUUAUUCUAACGACUAUGAUGAUUACGGUUAUGGAGGAACAAACACCGGCUUCCGCAGUGGCGGGGGAGGUCAUGGUCACAGUGGGGGUCACGGAAGCCGUAAUGGUGGAGGUCCCGGUGGAUUUGGCGUAGGGCCGGUCGGGGGCCAUUUCGUGCAUAUGAGGGGACUUCCGUACAAGGCCAGUGAUGAAAAUGUCUAUCAGUUCUUUGAACCCAUCCGACCAAUCGAUGUCCGCUUUAUCGUUGAUGCUUCGGGCCGACCCUCAGGCGAAUGCGAUGUUGAGUUCGCAUCUCAUCGUGAUGCCCAGGAGGCGAUGAGCCGUAAUAAUGCGCACAUGGGCAAUCGAUAUGUCGAACUAUUCCUUAAGAGCGCCCCCUCGGUGAAGGGUGGCUUUGGCAACGGUACACCAAGCCACGGUUGGUUCCCAGAAAGGACAUAUUUGCCAUCAUAUUCGACAAACGACUAUUGAUCACUCAGUGACGAGUCAACGUAAUACAGCGUAAACGCUUGUGAAACACAAUAUAUUAUUAGGGCGGGCGGUAAGGAGAUGUUUGAUGAUUUUGUCGAAAAUGUGAAAAACUGCAACCGAAAAUAGAGUAAUAACCUGAAAAGUCAUUACUAAUAUUAGGCAGGCAAAGAAAGCAAACUUAAUUAAGUUUGACAUUCAUCAUAUAAUAAUGAAAACAACAGAAGUAUCAUAUAAACAUUAUAAUGCACGACGGACAAUGACAGUCGAAAAAAUAGCAAAGAAAAAGGUUAAAUGCACACCACACACACACACA